Messenger RNA from Salpingoeca rosetta, 1283 nucleotides. RefSeq lists its product as uncharacterized. Gene Ontology annotation, biological process: autophagosome assembly; autophagy of mitochondrion; nucleophagy. The record is from RefSeq and is a predicted model, not a curated record. NCBI's taxonomy places the organism in Eukaryota, Choanoflagellata, Craspedida, Salpingoecidae. Gene Ontology annotation, molecular function: Atg8-family ligase activity. Gene Ontology annotation, cellular component: cytosol; cytoplasmic ubiquitin ligase complex. The transcript has 13 exons. Bases 118 to 1035 code for a protein of 305 amino acids.
GUCUUGACGCCUUUUUGUGGUGUUGUGUGCCUUGUUGUCCUCCACUCCACUCUUCCUUCCUCCUUCCUCCUCCUCCUUGUUUGUCUUCCUUGACUUCGUGGACACCACUGCAGCGUCAUGUCUCAGCUUCGCACCAAGAUCACCCAGAAGGUCAUGCUGACCCUGGACUCCUUGCAAAAGGGCAUCACGGACUCCAACUUUUCCAAGACGGGCAAGCUCACAGCCAAGGAGUUUGUUGAGGCCGGGGACUUCCUUGUCGCCAACUUUCCAUCGUGGUCCUGGGCCGCGGGAUUGGCUGAGAACAAGCGGUCACACCUGCCAGAUGACAAGCAGUUUCUCAUCAGCAAGAACGUGCCGUGCUUCCCGCGCGAGGAACGUGAAAUCCAGCUUGACGAGCUGAAGCUGGAUGACGACGAUGACGGCUGGGUGCAGACCAGUCUUGUCGGGGCACCGGAGGCGUGCGGGGUUGUGCCCGACCUUGAGGACGACGUGCCGGUAAAGGCGCAGGAGGAGCUGGACGACGAUGCAGCGGAGGCGGAUCUCGACGAUGUGCCCACCCUCGACGAUGACGACGACCUCGAAGGCGCAUAUUACAAGGACGCCGUGGAAGACGACGACGAGGCUGCGCUUGACCCGUCUGGCGAUGCCGACAACAUCAAGAAACUCCGCUCCUAUGACAUCAGCAUCCACUACGACGCACACUACUCGACGCCGCGCGUGUGGCUGUUUGGCUACGAUCCCGACGGCAAGCCGCUGCAGGGCGACGCGUGGAAGGCGGACUUCAGCCCCGAGCACGUCGACAAGACCGUCACCUUCGAGCGACACCCGCACCUCGGCUACCACUGCGCCUCCAUCCACCCCUGCAAGCACGCUGAGGGCAUGAAGAACACCGUGGAGCUUCUUGUUGGCGACCAGGGCGCCGUCAGCGCAAAGUUCUACAUGGUCAUCUUCCUCAAGUUCAUCCAGUCUGUCAUCCCCAACAUUGAGUACGACUACACCAGCAAGUUUGAGGUCUCCCCGCGCCAGGCUGACUGAACGCACAGCCUCCGCGGACGCCGACGCGGACGCCUGCUUCUGCCGCUGCAACACUGCGUUGAGCUUGCGAAGCAGCUUCUCCUCGUGCGACUCAACCCCAAGCUUCUCCUCAGACUUCUGCUCAGCACGCGUGGGGUGUAUUUGUUGUUUGGUGUUGUGUUGUUGUGUUGUCGUGUGGUUGUUGUUAUGGUGGUGAUUUGUGGUAUUGUGGUGUUGAGGAUGCAUUCAUACACGAACCUGAACGCUCA